ACUAGUGGAGGAUCUCCCAGAGAGCUGGUAGGUGCCACCAUUGACUCCUACACAGUAAGCGUCUUACUUCAAUGAGAAUGGAAGAGAGACAUACCUAAUUUAGAAUGAUUCAAAGUACCGGCGGAAGAAAGCUUGCCGAAAUUCAAAGUCCUGGAAAACUAGCAGGCAGCGAUGUGGGCGACUGUAGUUGCAGCUGAUGACUCUUCUCUCUGGAAAAAUUCUCACAACACGAGGAGGCUCGGGAAUUCUCCUCUGCAAAUCCCGGAAAUGGCACCAUCUGACUCUCUUCUACGAAACCUCGAAAUAGCACCUAGUCGCUGUCGUCUCAAGGGCUGAGAGUCCCUUUGUUGUCGUCGCGAGAUUUUUCGAACUUGCCAUCGUCCCACCACCAUCUUCGUAAGCCUCCUCCGCAAAUCCUAGAAAAACCACCCUCUGCAAGCUCUGCUUCGGUGUGCAGGGCCACAGGGAGCCAGAUCCGAAGGAACGGCGACCAUAGCUAACACAAGUGAUAUCGGCACGACUUGAGUGGCGAUCGGCAGCAGCGUGGCCAGUGGUGGUCACGCGAUGGCGUGCAGGCUGUGGGGAUUGGGUCGUCGCCGCCGUUGCUGAUCUGAAUCGUGAGAGCUAGGGCUUUGCUCGUCGGACACCAGGAGACCAAGCCGUCUGGAGAUUUGCCUACGAAGAGGCGACGUCCGGCGACGGAGGCUUAGGGUUUGCGAAGGGGCGAUCAGAUGACUCGAGCAGCUUUGAGAACACAAACAAGCAUGGCAAGUGCCCGCUUUAUCAUUUACUUAGUACACAUCAAUACAUGCACACUGUUUAAUUAUAUUCUGUGUGUACAUGUUCUUUUGGGAUUGCGCAUGUUCUUCAACAGGCAGCAUGAGCGUUUUCAUGCUCCCACAUGAUAUUGAAGCACUUGUAAUUAAUUGCCUUUUUAAGGAAAUGCAAGUUACAGGAAGAUCAAAGCCCAUACAAUCCCUCUUACAUUGAUUUGAUUGGCGUAUGAUACAAGGCAUACUACUGGAUCUUUUACACUCAAAUAAUUGGACUUUUUCAAACAUCUUUAGUCUAAUGUAAUGUAAUUAACAGGAAAAAAGUGGGAGAAAAGGAAAAAAAAAAAAGGAAAAAGAAAAAAGAGAAGACAAAGUGGAAUUCAAUUUCUGGCUAAUUUUCACGCAAUGAUCGGCGUGACUUUAGGACCAAACUUCAAACUAAGCACAAUAUAUGGGCACCCUUGCAUGCUGAUAUUCACAGACUUCGUUAAUGCUGCAUGGUCAUGGAUAGAGCAUUGAGCUCUCUUGCAGUGGCUUUCCUUGAGUUUUUUGCCAUAGCAAGCAUACUUCACAAUGAAUUCUGCAUUGGAAGCCCCAGAAUCCUUUGUAUGGGAAGUGAAAGACAGGCUCUUCUAAGCCUCAAGAAUGAUAUGAAUGAUCCUUCAAAUUUGCUCAGUACUUGGAUUGAUGAAACUGAUUGUUGUGGAUGGACUGGAGUUGUUUGUGACAACUUAACUGGCCACGUCCUCGAGCUCCACCUUCGGCCUCAAGCAAGAAGUGAAGCUUUAAGUGGUAGCAUAAAUCCAUCUUUGCUUAAUUUGAAGCAUUUGAGUUAUCUGGAUCUAAGCUAUAAUGAUUUUGGAGGGAUUCAGAUUCCCACAUUCCUAGGUUCCUUGGGAAGUUUAAGGUAUCUCAACCUCUCUGAAGCAGGAUUUGGCCGAAUGAUUCCUCAUCAACUGGGGAAUCUCUCAGGUUUGCGCUAUCUCAAUCUCCAAAAUUCUUUUUGGGGCGAAACACCCUUGUAUGCUGACAGUCUUCAAUGGCUUACCACUCUUUCUUUCCUUGAAUACCUUGACUUGAGUCAGGUGAACCUUCACAAUGCGAUAGACUGGGUGCAAGCAGUAAAUAUGCUCUGCUCUCUAAUAGAGCUACAUUUACAAUCAUGCGAUCUUCAUCAGAUUCCUGAUUUGCAUUAUGUUAAUCUUUCAUCUCUCGCUGUCCUCGAUCUUUCAAAGAACUCUUUCAAUUCUUUGCCUGCACCUAGAUGGGUUUUUGAGCUUACUAAUCUGGUUUCCCUCAAUAUUAAUCAGUGUUACUUCCAAUUAGGACCAAUCCCCAGUGGACUUCAGAAUAUGACUUCUCUUCGAAAUCUGGAUCUAUCUGCAAACAGUUUCAAUUCUUCAAUACCUGAGGGGCUAUACAGUUUAAGCCAACUUGAGUACCUCAAUCUUGGCUACAACAAUUUGCAUGGUUCGCUCUCAAACACCGUUGGGAAUCUUACUUCCCUUGUUACCCUUGACCUGUCAAGCAACAAACUGGAAGGUGAAGUACCAAAAUCUUUGGGAGAACUUUGCUGCAACCUUGCUGUACUUGCUCUGUCAGAAUUCCAGGUAAAUCAAGAGAUAUCAAAAGUCCUAGGAAACCUUUCUGGAUGCAUUUUAGAUGGGUUAAUGUUAUUGGAUUUGAGCUAUACUCAACUUUCCGGCCUUUUGAUUGAUGUCAUUGAUCAGUUUGUCCAAAUGAAAAAUCUAAGCCACCUUUCUCUCCGAGGUAAUUCAAUUUCUGGUUCCAUUCCAGAGUCUUUUGGGGAUGUUACAUCCUUGAGAGUUCUAGACCUAUCUCAUAAUCUGUUGAAUGGAACUCUUCCUGAAUCCCUUGGACAACUUGCUAGGCUCGAAGAGUUAAAGCUUGCUAAUAAUUCAUUCCAUGGUCUUGUCUCAGAAGUUCACUUGUGCAACCUGACAAGAUUGUCCACAUUGGCUGCAUCUGGAAACGAACUAAUUUUGAAUGUAAGUUCAAAAUGGGUUCCUGAUUUUCAACUUGAAACCAUGGAAUUAAAUUCUUGGCGGUUGGGGCCACAAUUUCCCAUGUGGAUUUGUUCCCAAAUGAAUUUGGAGUUCAUAGAUAUAUCUCAUACAGGAAUUUCAGAUACCAUGCCAACUUGCUUUUGGAACAUUUCUUCCUUUCUAUACUAUUUAAAUGUUUCUCAUAAUCAAUUCCAAGGCUUGUUACCAAAGCUAUCUUCCAAUGUGUACACCUUGGAUCUUUCUAAUAAUUUAUUUUCUGGAAACAUUUCCCGCCUUCUAUGUAAUAGAAUGGGAGAAAGAAGUGCAUUGGCAUUUCUUUUUCUCCAAAACAAUCUUUUAUCAGGGAAAAUUCCAGAAUGCUGGACACACUGGCCAAUGUUGGAGGUCAUAAAUUUAGGAAACAACAAUCUAACUGGCUAUGUUCCGACCUCCUUAGGAUCUUUGAGAAACCUUCAAUCAUUGCACCUUCGCAAAAAUAGCCUCUCUGGUGAACUCCCUUUGUCCCUUCAAAAUUGUACGCUGUUGCUUAUUAUUGACCUUGGUAGAAACAAAUUCAUUGGGAGCUUGCCAACAUGGCUUGGGAAAUUUUCAUAUCUUUCCAUUCUUAGUAUUAAUUCAAAUAAGUUCCGUGGCACCAUUCCUUAUGAAUUUUGUCAUCUCAAUUCUCUUCAAGUCUUGGACCUUGCACAUAACAAUCUCUCAGGAGCUAUACCAAGAUGUUUCAACAACUUCUCUGCCAUGACCAUGCAGCAUCAGUUAUAUCCUUUUUGGCACAUCACUUCAAUUGGAAGAAGACUGUCGGAGAAUGCACUGCUAGUGAUGAAAGGAAGAGAGUUUGAAUAUAGCACGACUCUGAACCUAGUAAUGAGCAUAGACCUUUCAGACAACAGUUUAUCUGGGGAGAUCCCUCAAGAACUAACAAGUCUCCACAGCUUGGAGUCCUUAAAUUUGUCCAACAAUCUUUUCACAGGAAGGAUCCCUAAGAAGAUAGGUGAUAUAAGAUUUCUUGAAUCUCUUGAUUUCUCUAGAAACCAACUUUCUGGUGAAAUUCCUGCAAGCAUUUCAAGUUUGACAUUCCUAAACGACUUGAACCUCUCCUACAACAAGUUGAUGGGAAAAAUCCCAUCAAGCACUCAACUACAAAGCUUGGAUGCAACCAGUUUUAUUGGCAACAAACUCUGCGGACCUCCAUUGACUGAUAAUUGCAGCAUCAAUACUGUAAAACCAAAUCCUGCUAGUGGAGGAAGCAGUGAAAGUGAUAUUUUCAAAGAGCCAUGGUUGUAUUUGAGUGCAGCAGUAGGAUUUGUGGUGGGCUUUUGGGGUGUCAUGGGUCCUUUGCUAGUCAACAGGUCAUGGAGAUUUGCAUAUUUUCGUUGCCUGGAUAACAUUGGGAACAAAAUUUUUCAGUAUUACCUGUACAUCUACCUAGGUCUUGGAAAACUAAGAGAAAAGUUUCUAGCUAGACUUUAGAAGGUGAAUGCAGCUUCAUGUAUUUUUGUAUAUAAUCCUAGUUCUAUGCAUGUCCUAGUUUCUGGAAAACCAAGAGAAAUGUUUCUAGCUAGAUUUUAUAAAUGAUGUUUUAUGUACAUAAUAAUAGCUUUGUAAUGGCAAGUACAAAAAGUUGUCUCUCU
Molecule: messenger RNA, 4431 nt
Organism: Malania oleifera
Lineage: Eukaryota; Viridiplantae; Streptophyta; Magnoliopsida; Santalales; Ximeniaceae
Product: receptor-like protein EIX1
Exons: 1
Coding region: 1271-4270 (999 amino acids)
Molecular function (GO): protein binding
Source: RefSeq, a predicted model, not a curated record